CACGGCCCCGCCCUCACGGCGCCGGAAGUGGAGUGCGGCGCUGCACCGCGCGCUGUCAGUUUCUGUGACUUGGAGUCCGCGCGGUCGCACGACACAGCAAGACAUCGCGUGUGGUUCUCGGUCCUUUGCGCUCCGCGGUCCGGAGGGCACCAUGGAUGACAAGGAGUUAAUUGAAUACUUUAAGUCUCAAAUGAAAGAAGAUCCUGAUAUGGCCUCAGCAGUAGCUGCCAUCCGGACUUUGCUGGAGUACUUGAAGAGAGAUAAAGGGGAGACAAUCCAGGGCCUGAGAGCGAAUCUCACCAGUGCCAUAGAGACCCUGUGUGGCGUGGACUCUUCUGUGGCCGUGUCCUCAGGCGGGGAGCUCUUCCUGCGCUUCAUCAGCCUUACCUCCCUGGAAUACUCUGAUUACUCCAAAUGUAAAAAGAUCAUGAUUGAGCGGGGAGAGAUUUUUCUCAGGAGAAUAUCACUGUCGAGAAAGAAAAUUGCAGAUAUGUGCCAUACUUUCAUCAAAGAUGGGGCGAGAAUACUAACUCACGCCUACUCCAGAGUGGUCCUGAGAGUCUUGGAAGCAGCCGUGGCAGCCAAGAAGCGUUUCAGUGUAUACAUUACAGAGUCACAGCCUGACUUGUCAGGUAAGAAAAUGGCCAAAGCCCUCUGCCAUCUCAAUGUCCCCGUCACUGUGGUCCUGGAUGCUGCUGUUGGCUACAUCAUGGAGAAAGUGGAUCUUGUCAUAGUCGGCGCUGAAGGAGUUGUUGAAAACGGAGGAAUUAUUAACAAGAUUGGAACCAACCAGAUGGCCGUAUGCGCCAAAGCACAGAACAAGCCUUUUUAUGUUGUUGCAGAGAGUUUCAAGUUUGUACGGCUCUUCCCACUAAAUCAGCAAGACGUCCCAGAUAAGUUUAAGUACAAGGCAGAUACUCUGAAGUCUGUGCAGGCUGGACAGGACCUCAAAGAGGAGCACCCAUGGGUUGACUACACCGCCCCUUCGUUGAUCACACUGCUGUUCACGGACCUGGGGGUGUUGACGCCCUCGGCAGUCAGCGACGAACUCAUCAAGCUCUAUCUCUAACCUCUGGCCCUUUCCUGAUGCUUCUGGAGAUCCAUCUGGAAUGCAGGGAAUAGGAAGGGAGGGGCCGGGGCACGUCUUCCUCUUUCAUCAGUCAAGUAGCCAAUAAUCUAACUUGUAUGUCUGGAAACUGGAAAUGAAUGAAAGCUGAUGAAGUUGGGAGCAGCCUCUUGACCUCUCAGUGAGCCCAGGCCAAAACUGAAUUUUUUAUGAAGUUUUAUGGACUAAGGACUUAAAAGUAUAAGCCUUAGAGAAUUUUUUAUUCAUUUAAGUCCCAUCUAAGGUAUGUUCUUGGAAUUCAGCUGUGGUGCAACAGGAUCGGCGGCAUCUCUAUAGCAGUGGGACACAGGUUGGAUCUUGGAUCCCCAGCCUGGCACAGUGGGUUAAAGGAUCCAGCUUUGUGGCAGCUGCCUCAUAGGUCCACAACUGCAGCCUAUGGCCAGGGAACUCCAUAUGCCCUGAAGCGGCCAAAAAAAGAAAAAAACAAUGUUCAUGUUUCCCCUAAAAUGGAGCCUAAAGUGUGCUUACAUUUUUCUGGACACUUUUUCAUUUCUGGUUUUCAGAAAUACAAGUUAGAUUACUAACUAAUGAAAGAUGUGCCCAUCCCCACUCCCUUCAUCUUCCAGAUACUCCAGACUCAUCUGCCAAAAGCAUCAGUGAAAGACCUGCAGCCCUGAGAGAGCAGGAGUCCUAACAGCAGCUGUCAGCUGCCUGGGACACAGGCUGCACUUCGUGUGAUAUGAGAAAGGCAGGUAACGCUGCAUCUGCAUGAGGCUCCUAGUGGUAGAUACAAGCCGGGGCUGUCUUCUCUGCAAAAAGAACAAGUCAAAUGGAGUAGAAACUACUGUGAGAACCCACAGCAGGCAAAGCAGGCAAAGUACCAUGCAUGGCUCAACCACUGACAUAUCUGCAAACUUAAACUCUUAUAUGAAUUUAAACACAACUGGGUUCUGAACAGCUUUUUUAAAACUGUUCUUGGGAACAAAUUCACGUCUUUUCAAAUAAAUUGUAUGAAAGAUUUUGA
Phacochoerus africanus (Common warthog) is the source of this 2090-nucleotide messenger RNA. It is a transcript of the gene EIF2B1, whose product is annotated as eukaryotic translation initiation factor 2B subunit alpha. Bases 152 to 1069 code for a protein of 305 amino acids. Gene Ontology annotation, biological process: translational initiation. The transcript is spliced from 9 exons. Gene Ontology annotation, cellular component: eukaryotic translation initiation factor 2B complex. Gene Ontology annotation, molecular function: translation initiation factor activity; guanyl-nucleotide exchange factor activity. Lineage: Eukaryota; Metazoa; Chordata; Mammalia; Artiodactyla; Suidae. The record is from RefSeq and is a predicted model, not a curated record.